Lampris incognitus (smalleye Pacific opah) is the source of this 1422-nucleotide messenger RNA. It is a transcript of the gene map6a, whose product is annotated as microtubule-associated protein 6a. Gene Ontology annotation, molecular function: calmodulin binding; microtubule binding. The transcript is spliced from 5 exons. Bases 1 to 1422 code for a protein of 473 amino acids. The record is from RefSeq and is a predicted model, not a curated record. NCBI's taxonomy places the organism in Eukaryota, Metazoa, Chordata, Actinopteri, Lampriformes, Lampridae. Gene Ontology annotation, biological process: regulation of microtubule cytoskeleton organization; microtubule cytoskeleton organization; cytoskeleton-dependent intracellular transport. Gene Ontology annotation, cellular component: microtubule; Golgi-associated vesicle; cis-Golgi network.
AUGGCGUGGCCCUGCAUCACCAGGGCGUGCUGCAUGGCGCGCUUCUGGAACCAGCUGGACAAGGCGGACAUCGCGGUGCCUUUGGUUUUCGUCAAGUAUGCCGACGCCUCCGAGAUGCAGCACAUCCAGCCGCAGCAUCCGCAGCAUCCGCAGCAUCCGCACGAGAAACAGCCGCAGCAUCCGCAGGCCCGGGUCGCCAUAGAAACGCAGCCGUCCCGGGCGCCGCGGAGGAGCGUCUCCGAGGAGCGCGUGUGCAGCUCCGUGAUGCGCCAGGACUUCAAGCACUGGAGAGUCCGACCCGAACCCAGCUGUAAGCCCAAAAACGAGUACCACGGCCCCGAGACCCCGUUCAACACGGAGACCCAGUACCAGAAAGACUUCAAACCGUGGCCUCUCCCGAAGAGGUGCGACCACCCGUGGAUCCCCAAACCCUGUCCCUCCGCCUCCGCCGGAGAUGACCGCGCGACGGACAGACCCAGACAGCCCGAGCGCGCGCCGGCGGGGACGGAGAGCGGCGUGGAAAAGAGCGCCGUCGCCGACAAAGUGCAGGAGAAGGACACCCUGCACGGCGAGAGGAGACGGAGACCCACCCAGAAAGUAGAGGGGGAGAAGAAAGUUGUCGUCAAGGUGGAGGGAGGAGGGCCGGCGGCGGAGGGCAGAGGGAGGGCGGCGGUGGAUGCCCUGAACAGGCAGAUUAAGGAGGAGGUCACAGCUGGCAGCUCGUACAGGAAUGAGUUCAAGGCUUACAGGGAUGUUAAGCCAGCAAAGAUGAUUCGGGCCAAGUCCCAGUACCUUCCACCUGACGGGAAGACCAACUUGGAGACCAGCUACAGCGCCACCUAUAGGGGAGAGCAGGCCCAGCAGCAGCCCACCAACAAAAAUGCCAUGGAGAGGAGGAGGAUACGCAGCCUGUACAGCGAGCUUUACAUAGACCCCACCAAGCAGGUUGACAGGCACAGCAGCCCCCGCUCCAAACCCAAAAAGGCGGGGGCGCCGGCAGCAGGCCAAGGAAAGCCAGCGAAGAAGGCCAAAGAUAAGCAGAGUGGGGCGCCGAGGGGCGCCAAGAAGAAGACGUCAGAGAACCAGCCCGAAAACCGGCCGGUGGAGGGGGACAAGGAGAAAAGUAAAGAGAUGAACAACAAACUGGCUGAGGCAAAAGAGGUUGUGCUAAAACAACACCACUACAUACAACUCUGCCAGCCAAUCCGAGAUAUUGGCUGGGUGCAGACUCUUAAGCAACACCUGUGGGGCUGUGCACUACCCAAUCCCAGAGAUGCUAAGGACGAGGUUCUCCGACCCAGUAAUCAUCAUUCCCCGGGUGCUGCUGGAGGAGAACGAGAACCUCUGGUGGACCGACCCGAACCUCGGAAGAGCGGCGGGGGAGUCGUGCGCUUUGCCGUAGACGUAAAGCCGACAGAUUAG